CGAGAUCUUUUCGAGAAUUUGCAAUUCAGUGUGCAGCUGUCAUGGCGGACGAAAAACAACCAAGUGCCCUGCUUAGAAGGCACGAUCAAUUGAAACGCUGGGAAGAAUCUGACACAAAUAGGGCUUCAGAUUCUCUGUCUUCACACAACAGAAAAGUUAAAUUUCAGGAUGGAUGUGUUUUUCUUGCCGCGUGUUCAAGCGGUGAUUGUGAGGAAGUUUUGCGAAUGCUCGAAAAGAAUGCAGAUAUCAACACUGCAAAUAUUGAUGGACUUACGGCAUUGCAUCAGGCAUGCAUCGACGACAAUCUGGACAUGGUAGAGUUCCUGGUCGAGCAUUCUGCAGACGUAGAUGUGUGCGACAACGAAGGUUGGACGCCACUUCACGCCACAGCGUCAUGUGGCUUCACAGAAAUAGCCAGGUACCUGUUACGGAUUGGUGCCAAUGUGGCGGCCGUCAACAACGACGGGGACCUACCUUUCGACAUUUGUGAAGAUGGAGAAAUGGAAGCACUCCUACAAGAGGAGAUGGACAGACAAGGGGUGGACGCAGAUGCUGCACGGUCCGAAGAAGAGAAUCAGAUGUUGGCAGAUGCUAACAAGUGGCUGAGUAACAAGUCCGUCAAAGAGAAGCGACACCCCAAGACCGGGGCCACCGCCCUUCAUGUGGCAUGCGCAAAAGGCUACAUGAAGGUCAUAAGUGUCCUGAUGCAGGCUGGCUCCGACAUAAACGCCAAGGACUGUGAUGGCUGGACUCCACUGCACGCAGCUGCACACUGGGGACAGGAGGAGGCCUGCAAGGUCCUGGCUGAACACAUGUGCGACAUGGAAACCAAAAACAAUGCUGGCCAGUCAGCAUUCGAUGUGGCGGACUCAGAGAUUAUCAAGCUUCUGGAGGAACUGAAAACCAAACAAGCUACAUUGAAAGACACAGCAGAUGUACAGAAUGAGAUCAUUCAACACAGAGGUCAACAUCAGAAGAGAAGGCCAGUGACCACAACAAUAACAAAUCUUGACCAACCAGACAAUGACCCCAGGAGUUCUGUGACACGCAUGAGUGGGGACCAGAAACAGAGCGUGACGUUGAAGACCAAAGAAAGAGGAGACCCCAACCUCAUCCACCAGACAACACCCGAAAGUGUGGUCGAAAAGGACCCCACAGGCAAGACCGGCUCUAGUUCAGAGGGCGAGGGUGAAGAGUCGUCAGAAUCUGAGACAGGUAAAAACACUACAGAAAAACAAAAUGCAAUCAACAACCAAACCUCAGGUGUCAAACAGGUCCACGAUAUACCUAGCACUACUACUGUUGAAAUCCAGAAACCUGAAAUGCCUAAAAUCGAUGAAAAAGGCGAAUUGGGACAAAUUUCAAAUGACCUUGAUACUCAAAAUGAGGCUGAUAAGGUGGAAAUAAGUAUCAAGGACCAGGUGCCCCGAAUUGAGCGAAUAGGAGAUGGUGAUAAUCAGCUGACUGCCAAAGAGAAAGAACAGGACAAGGUGGAAAAGGAAAGUGAUGAAAAGAAUGAGGAAAUGAAGGAAUCUGAGGAGAAAGAGGUAGCUCCUUCCCCUCCUCCCAAGGACGAAGGUCCAGAUAAGGGCAUGGCUCCGCGGCGAGAGCCAAUCUCCAGGUCCAUAAGUGCCCCUGAACCUCCCCUGCCAGCUCAGGAACAGGUGCCCCUUCCUAACGAGAUCAGUAAACCCACCAACCCCAAGGAGGUGCCGUCCUGGCGUGCAGGGCUUAGGAAGACCGGCAGUACAAGUCAAGUGACGGGCUCAGUUAUGUCAAAAGAGAAAGACACUGACAAAUCAUUAGCUCGGUCUGCAUCCAGUCCUCGACUCGACAACAACCAGGAUAAGACCGGAAACAAAGUGUCAUUCCCUCCCUCGUCUAUAUCAGAGACCCCCGACUCCCGCUCCACUGACAGAUAUGGUUCACAGUAUGGCAGCACCGGACCUUACCGCCGGCCGACCUCCUUCACCUCCACCUCGUCCUCCUACCUACCAGCGUACAUCCCCUACUACUCACGCCAACAGGAGAACAACGAGCGACGCGAACGAGAAAAGGAGUCAGCAGCCGCAGCCAACUCACGGCUCACCGGCUCGACGACUCCAACCUCAUCUAGCGGAUCAAGCAUGUCAUCGUCAAUGUCAUCAUCGUCAUCAUCUAACAUCAUUACCUCCCCCUACUCUAAUUACCAAUUUAGUAAAAGAUCAUAUGAACCACCAAGGCGUGAUGAGGAGGCAGAGACCCUAAGGAAGGCUCGGGCCAAGCGUGCUCGGGAGACGAGGCGGUCUACACAGGGUGUCACGUUAGAAGAUAUACAGCAAGCAGAGAAAGCGUUGAAGGAUCCAUCAAAGGUUACUUCCACAACUACUGGGACAACGACAACUACAACAAGCAGUACAAGCGGCGCUGACGACAAGAGUCGGGUACCUGAAGCUGGCUCCCAGAAGGACAGCGAGCGAGUACCUGGCCUAGAAAGUACCAAAAAGGAAGUGAGUGCCUCAGAGGACACCACUGUACUUCGUCGGCGCACCCUGGAAGAACGCCGACAGGAUGACCUGAGAAGUAGCUACAGAAAGUCACGAGAUUCUGUCAAGGAUUACUCCACAGAUUCUGCCUAUAUACCUCGACGUGAGAGGAAUACACUGUCCACAUCGGACGGUUCCUCCACCACUUCUAGUCUGAACGCUGGGUCUGGGCUUACGCGUGUCUCCUCACUACGCACUAACCGGAUACGCAAUGGAGAAUUAGAAAGUCGUAAUGAAGACAAAGAUAAAGAAGAACGACAGAAAGAUUCUAAAGAUGACUCACAAGAGAAAUCCCAUGAUAUGAGGACAGUACGAGCUCGGAGAACAAGGAAAGAGAGACGAUCAACGGGUAUAGUGUCCUAUGAUGCCAAAAAUGAUAAAAUGCUAACAUUCCCAAUAGAUUUUUGUUUUAAGGAUGAAGAUGAGAAAGAAGAAGAAAAAGAGGAGAAGAAAGAAGAUAAGAAAGAAACUGAGGAUAAGAGUUCUUACCGCCACAGAGGACAGUAUAGUUCAACGUCAGAUGUGGGUGACAAGUAUUCUUCUCGGUCUUCCUACGCUGACCACUACCAGUCAACACCCUCCCUCGACUCUAAUUAUAAAAAACUUUACGAGGAUGAGAAGUACACGACGGAACGACUACGUAAAGAGCUGGAGAGGACGAAGAAAGAGUUAAUAGAGGCUAAGGCAGAGCUCGAUCGUCUAGUGAAACGGACAGAGGCAAAUAAGGCUGCAGAUUCAAAUGAUAAACGGGAAAAACGGGCAUUAGAACGAAAACUUUCCGAGAUGGAAGAGGAAUUGAAGAAAAUGGAUCAACUUAGAGAUGAUAACAAGCGCUUAAAAGAGGAGAAUGGUGCGUUAAUCCGAGUGAUAAGUAAACUGUCAAAGUAGUCUUUCAUGUGACUGGUCUGGUCAGUGUUUUGCCAACCAAUCAAGACUACAGCAACUUUAACGGAAGGUGCAAUGUUCUUAGGGAAUGCAGUGGCAUUUUGCAUUACAAGGAGUGAAUGCAUGUGUGUGGACGUUGAUUUGGGUGGUCCUCGGCACAAUAUGGAGAGAAACAUUCUCUAAGGUGGAGACAGAUGCAUGGACGAACACUUGGAUCUCGGCAUGUAAGGGGUGUAAUAUUGACGAACAGUCCCGAGGACAUCAACCCCUCGGCAUGUAAGGGGUGUAAUAUUGACGAACAGUCCCAAGGACAUCAACCCCUCGGCAUGGCAUGUAAGGGGUGUAAUAUUGACGAACAGUCCCGAGGACAUCAACCCCUCGGCAUGUAAGGGGUGUAAUAUUGACGAACAGUCCCGAGGACAUCAACCCUAGCUCCUGCCUUGACAUGUUCCGAUACAGGAAAAGCACAGCUCCUGCAACCCAGUUUUAUCACAUGCUGUUGGCGGCGGUUUGACACGUGUACCUUAUGUCAUUUGGGAUAUGCUGCCAAAGAUGUAGGGUGCAUCUAGUUACAUAGAUGACACAUUGGAUGUUGAAACAUGCAAGAUUGUCAUGGUGAUGGUCAUGUGCGUACAGUACUUUUCAAGCAUUUUGAUAUAUAUGAAAAUAUGUCAAACUGAAAUGUACAUGCUUGUCAUAGUUGGAUGAUAGAAGUCACCAUACAUUCUUAGACGUUGGGAGGUAAUGUAAAACUGCAAAUUAACAUGCUUGUCAUAAUCAAAUGACACGGAUGUUAAUGAAUAUUUAAAAUGUAUCAAAAAUGUUCUUACCCACGACAUGUUUUAUCAGAAAAAUGUCAUAUCAUCGGUCGUCAUCUCUCCAACUGACUAUUAAUUUAAGCUUAUUUUUUAAUUUUCUGGGUCACUUUCUACGUUUUUCUCUGUCUCCUUCCUCUUUGCGUGUGGUGUAUAAGACGACAGCUGCAGUAGGAGGGGUGGGAUUUAGCCACACUUUAACUCUCGUCAGUAGUAGGUGAAGUCUACAGGUACACAUGUAACGUACCUGUUAUAUUAAGCUGGGCAUAAAUAUGUAUAUAGCUUUAUAAUAAAUAAACUAUAAUAUAUCUGUAUAGGAACUAUAUAUGUAAAUUAAUAUUGAAGCUAUAAAUAGAAUUUAUAAUAACUAUUUGCUAUUAUUAUUAUUAUUAUUAUUAUUAUUAUCAUUGCUUGACAGAGGUAAAGUGUGUCUAGAAAUCACCUUUUGUUACUGUACCUGUCAAACAAGUCUACAUCAUACCUACCACCGUGGUCCCUAAUGUAAUAUGGGGUCAUAUCUAUUACAUGUAUUUGGAGUUUUGGUAAAGAGAAACCGAUAUAGCCAAAAUGGGUUACAGAGUUUGGUGUUUAAGAGAACAAUUCCUUACCAAGGUAUAUAAAUAUGGUUUCUUGUUUGUUGAAUAUGCCAGUAUGUAAGAUCAAGCACAUAAUAAUUUAUUAGCAUCAAAAUAUUUAUACACGAUGGUCUGGGCACACUUUUUAUGGGAUUGGCUCUGAAUUAAUGAACACUAUUAUAGUUAAAAGUUUUUAUAAUAUAUUAGUUUUGAAAUAAAAAAGACUUUUUACUUUACUGUUAAAGACUGCUGAAAUUCUUAUCUAUAUUCUGUCUAAUUGUUCAGAGGGAACAAGAUCCUUAUUUCCUGAAUGUGCAUCUGCUUGUUUCUUGAUACAAGAACGUUUCUAAUAAUAAAUUUAAAUACAGAAAAUAUCCAGAUAAAGAAAAUGUUUGGAACAUUGAUAUUUCUGUUUUCAGGAACGUCAAUAUUUGAAACUAAAGUAUGUAAGAAACCAAGCGAUUGUAGUGACUGUGAUUUAUGUACACAGGGUAAAGGAAGAUUGGAUAUUUUUUAAAAUUGAUAUCCAUAAAUCAAUACAUGUUUACGUGUACCAGUCCUUUAGUCUCAAUGUCUGUAUAAAUAUUAGUGUUAAUGUGGUCUGUUAGCUACCGGUAACUGGUUAGCACUUUUGGGGGGUGAACAAUUCUCUACUUCACAUAUGAUACAGAAGAGUUUUUGUGAUUGUCUGAUGCACAUUUUGGUUUAAUAGGUUUUGCCCUUUUUGUUUUUUCCCUGUUUUAGAAAUGAUAUAGGAAACUGCUGGUACAUCCUUAUUUAGUGAUAAUGUUUUUUUCUAAAAGUCAAAUUGCAUAAAAAUUAAGGUUUACAUGUGUGUUUUAUGAUGGUAAUCAUUAUGAUACCAAUAUUUUUUAAAAUUAAAAAAAAUAAUUCUUAGAUCAUUUGGCCGGAACAAGUUAUCAUAAAAACAUACUUGUCUGAACUACAAAAUAUUUCAAAUUGAUAUCACUUUCAUAUGAAUGCGUGAAGUUUCAGCAGUUACCAAAACCCGAAAGUUAGUUGCAACAGGCAGACUUAUUUUCAUACUCCUUAUAGUGAUUCAAAUGUUUUCCUUGAUGAGGGAUUUAGUUAAUGAAGUUUGAUAUAAUGGGGUCCUGAGAUAUAGAGGGAUAAUAUAAGGUCACUGUAGGUCACUGUACAGUGUCUCAGAGGUCAGAGGUUACUAUGGGAUUAUUAUUGGAUGCUAGUGACAAAUGGACGACCUUCACUGAUCAAGAUUGUAGGGUUGUGAAGGUGAGGUAGAAGUAAGUACCGUUUGAUGGACAUCCAACGUUGAAAAAUGAAAAAUGAAAAUUACACCCCUUGAUUAGAUUUUGUUGAGCUAAACCUUUUGACCUCUGAGAUAACAUGUCCGUAACUGAACAGGAACAACUAUACCAUAUAUAACAAUAAGAUUAACGAACGCUAACCUCCAUAUACAUAUUUAUGUAUCGUUAUGUAGCCCCAAUGUCAAGCUAACUCACUUAAAACAUGUACAUGGAAAUGUUAACAGGUGACCCAGAUAGUUCAUUGUUUGUUGCCUAUUUAAGUCUUUAAAACGUGUAUGUAUUCUUGUAUAAGAUUUCACAAUGCAGUGUACAAGGAAAACGUAGAUAUCCUUUGUUUUGAGAGUAGUAGUCAGUAAUGUAUCAGCUGCCUGUUAAUAAUGGCACUUGUUAAAUUGAUGUGGUCUGUACAAUCACAUGUGUACGACCCAGGACAGUUUUCUCUUGGGGAUGCAUCAGAAACAGUCGCAUGACUUCACGUUGACCAAUCAGAGGGGAGGAUCAAUGAGAUAGUGCUGCAUAUGUCUCCUCUCUUUCCAUGUUAAAAUAUGGUGCUAAUAUUCGCAAAAUACAUUGUACUUCUUUCGUGUUUCCAUGGCAACCACAUGUAUAUCAUGAUUUUGAUUUUUUAGUGUGUUCAUAAAUACCUUGUAAUUUUUGAUUGAUUGUGCUCAUUACACUUGAUAACUUAUGUAUAGACAAUGCUCAGCCUUUUGAAAGGAUAUAAUCCUGUUCGUAACAUGCCAUAGUCAGGUUUGUGUAAAUGUAAAAGUUUGGGAGUUUCCUGAUGAUUCAUUGGACCAGGUUGACCCCUGACCACCGACCCCAUAUUACCAUAUUUUAUUUGAACAUGAUGCUAUGGACCCCAACAUCUACUAGAUUGAAUCAUUCCCUCCUAGCUACCACCUGUGUGGCAUUACAUCAGAAACUAAAAUAUGUUAAUUCUAUUUCCGAAACUAGUAACUGGUCGAAUAAUUUCUCAAUGCUGUUUAGCAUUGUGUGUGAAAACAUGUAUUAUAUUUGGUUAAGUAGAUAAAAUAAAUUAACUGUUGCCAGGCAACUUACUUUUAACUGGAAACCUGAAUUUUAAAAGUAAAUAAAGUAGUGGCUAAUUGCAAUUUGACAAUGAA
Messenger RNA from Mizuhopecten yessoensis (Yesso scallop), 7216 nucleotides. Its product is annotated as protein phosphatase 1 regulatory subunit 12C-like. Gene Ontology annotation, molecular function: phosphatase regulator activity; enzyme inhibitor activity; protein kinase binding. Gene Ontology annotation, biological process: signal transduction. NCBI's taxonomy places the organism in Eukaryota, Metazoa, Mollusca, Bivalvia, Pectinida, Pectinidae. The record is from RefSeq and is a predicted model, not a curated record. The coding region runs from base 42 to 3413 and encodes 1123 amino acids. Gene Ontology annotation, cellular component: cytoplasm. The transcript has 26 exons.